Molecule: messenger RNA, 2368 nt
Organism: Cavia porcellus (domestic guinea pig)
Lineage: Eukaryota; Metazoa; Chordata; Mammalia; Rodentia; Caviidae
Gene: Gatad1
Product: GATA zinc finger domain containing 1
Exons: 5
Coding region: 278-1159 (293 amino acids)
Biological process (GO): regulation of DNA-templated transcription; chromatin organization
Cellular component (GO): nucleus
Molecular function (GO): zinc ion binding; sequence-specific DNA binding
Source: RefSeq, a predicted model, not a curated record
AGGGCCCGCCCAUCGCCGGAAGUGCCCGCGGCUGGGCCGGCUCCGCCAGCCCGCGCUUGGUCCUGUGUCCUCGGCAGCCCCGCGGGCGGUGGAACGCGUCCCGCCUCCUGGGGGCAGCGGCGCAGCUCGGUACUUGACGGGUGGGACCCGUCCUCACCCACGGCCUCGCGGCUCUUGUGUUAACAGCCGGGGUGGCAGGCCGACCAGCGGGCGGCCGGGACAGGUGGCCGCCAUUCCCGUGUCGCUGCGCCCGCGCGGGCCGUCCGAGCCGGCCGCCAUGCCGCUGGGCCUGAAGCCCACCUGCAGCGGCUGCAAGACUACGUCGUCCUCCAUGUGGAAGAAGGGCCCGCAGGGCGAGAUCCUCUGCCACCACUGCACGGGUCGGGGCGGCGCGGCCAGCGGCUCGGGAGCGGCCAGUGGAACUGGGGGCGGCGGCGGCGGCGGCGGCGGCGGCGGCGGCGGCGGCGGCGGCGGCGGCGGCGGCGGCGGCGGCGGCAGCAGCAGCAGCAGCAGCAGCAGCGGCGGCUUCAGCUCAGCGACCUUCACCAGCAGCUCGGCCGCGCCUGCGCAGAGCAACGGGGGCGGGAGCGGCAAGCAGAGCAAGCAGGAAAUUCACAGACGGUCUGCACGGCUCAGAAACACAAAGUACAAAUCUGCUCCAGCUGCUGAAAAGAAAGUUUCUACCAAAGGAAAAGGAAGAAGACAUAUUUUCAAACUGAAAAAUCCCAUCAAAGCUCCUGAAUCUGUUUCCACCAUCAUCACUGCAGAAUCUAUCUUCUACAAGGGAGUAUAUUACCAAAUUGGAGAUGUUGUUUCUGUGAUUGAUGAACAAGAUGGAAAGCCCUACUAUGCUCAGAUCAGGGGUUUUAUCCAGGACCAGUACUGCGAGAAGAGUGCUGCACUGACCUGGCUCAUACCCACUCUCUCUAGCCCCAAAGAUCAGUUUGAUCCCGCAUCCUAUAUCAUAGGGCCAGAGGAAGACCUUCCGAGGAAGAUGGAAUACUUGGAAUUCGUUUGUCAUGCACCUUCUGAGUAUUUCAAGUCAAGGUCAUCACCAUUUCCAACUGUCCCCACCAGACCAGAGAAGGGUUACAUAUGGACACAUGUUGGACCUACUCCCGCCAUAACUAUUAAGGAGACUGUUGCCAACCAUUUGUAGUCACAGAAUUAAAAUGGGAACUGGGAAUGUAUCUCACUGAUCCAGCACUUGCCUAGCAUCUGUGAGGCCCUAGGUUUGACCUCUGGCAUACAAAACAAUUACCUAGUUCUCCCAUUUUCUUGUAUUUGUAAUACUAUGAAAUGUGCCACAUGUCUCUUUCAUGAAAGUCUUAAACGGAAAAAUGACUAAAAAUAUUUUUCCUUACUAGCUAAUAAUCAUUAGCUUUAUUAUGUGUCACUUAGAAAAGUACAAGGGACAAAAAAGGAUGAAAUGUAGUUAAACAUGGCAUUCUAUGAAUAGAAUAUAUUCUGUUCUAUAUAUUUAUCUUUCCAGGCAAAGACUGCAGUUUGCAGUUUCCAGAGAGCUCAUUAGGAACAGUUAGUCUAUUUUUUAUUCAUAGUUUAUUUCGGGAAAUUCAUAAAAUAGAUUAUAUUUUUAUACAAAUACAAAAUAUUAACUUGGAUUUUUGACCAAGAACGCAAUGAAAUAAAAUGUAGGUAUAAGGAGUAGUGUCUGUCAUGAAGCCAAGUGAGCCUUAUCUCCCCAUCCAGAAAAUGCUGUGACAGUUGUGGCCACUGUGAGGGAAGUGACUGCUAUGGUUAGCCCUGGCUUUGUUCUCUUUCACCCAAUUUUUCUGUGGCACACAGAACUCCCAGUGGCAGCUUGUAGAGCUGUUCCUCUGUGUUUUCAUCACCCUCACUGUCAGACUGAGGCUUCUGGCCAAACCACAAGAUGCUGCAGACGGCAUCUUCACCAGUACCUGGGCCCAGGCCUCAGGCCUGCUGCCAGAGUUUCUCAGCUAUCAUCCGAUCAGCUGAUAGGCGGAGAAGUGAUUUGCAGGUUGUUAGCUUUGCUAGAUAAAAAAGUCUGCUCUGAAGCUAGCUGGGUCCACUGGUCCUGCCAAGCCUUGGCUGGGGGAGGCUGGUGAAGGGAGGGAACAGUGGUGUAAAUAAGGAUCUGCGGCCUUCCCUCUUCUACCCUGAUGUCUCCUGCAUUUUUCAACCCUCAAAAAACUUGUAGCAGUUUGAUUGGAUCAUGAUCUCCACAGUAGCAGCUUUAACUCUUACCCUUCCUUUACAUAGUUAUAGCUCCAUAUAUGUGGUCAUCUCUGUCACAAAAAUAAAGUGGAUUGUAAAUACCAAUGUAAAUAUUUUCUAAAUACAGUACUAAAUGUUCAAAACUUUUACAUUAAAAUGUAUUUUGACAGUA